Molecule: messenger RNA, 330 nt
Organism: Lentinula edodes (shiitake mushroom)
Lineage: Eukaryota; Fungi; Basidiomycota; Agaricomycetes; Agaricales; Omphalotaceae
Product: hydrophobin 2
Exons: 3
Coding region: 1-330 (109 amino acids)
Cellular component (GO): fungal-type cell wall
Molecular function (GO): structural constituent of cell wall
Source: RefSeq, a predicted model, not a curated record
AUGCAAUUUAAACUCGCCUUCGUCACCGCCGCUCUCGCUACUCUUGCGGUCGCCACACCGACUCCUCGAAAUGAGCCGGCAAGCAGCUGCUCUACUGGACCUAUCCAGUGCUGUGACAGCGUUCAGUCUGCCUCUAGCAGCCCUGUCGCGAUUCUUCUUGGCCUCCUCGGCAUUGUUCUCCAGGAUGUGAACGUGAACGUCGGUCUUACCUGCUCUCCCAUCACUGUCAUCGGUGCUUCCGGCAGCAGCUGCUCUGCACAGGCCGUCUGCUGUGAGGAUAACAGUCACGGUGGACUCAUCUCCAUCGGCUGUCUUCCCGUCUCUCUCUGA